AUGAUUGCAGUCAGUCCCGUGACCAUCUAUCUUUGGGCAGGUGGACAAAAACAGACACCCUCUGCGCGACAGUGUCCCUGUUCUGCUGAACUCCGUUUCUUCUGCCACUUCGUCCGGCACGGUCCUACUCCUCUCUCCCUCUCACACAUACCUACGCACACGCACAUGAACAUGCCCACGCCGAUUCACACACACACUUACAUGGUCUUUCUGAAAGCCAGUCUCGACCGUCAACUUCCAGAUGCUGAGAUUAGAAGGCCAGAUUGA
Protopolystoma xenopodis is the source of this 267-nucleotide messenger RNA. Lineage: Eukaryota; Metazoa; Platyhelminthes; Monogenea; Polystomatidea; Polystomatidae. The record is from the annotation of a GenBank genome assembly.